This is a messenger RNA of Rotaria sp. Silwood2, 990 nucleotides long. NCBI's taxonomy places the organism in Eukaryota, Metazoa, Rotifera, Eurotatoria, Philodinida, Philodinidae. The record is from the annotation of a GenBank genome assembly.
AUGAGAUCGAUACGGAUCAUCUCAGUAUUUUCUCUUUAUCUUGUUUUAAUCCUUCUGGCUAUAUUCGACGAAACUGGUUCAACACAAUGUACACGGUAUGGUAAUCCUCCAGCUAAGUCUAGUGGAUCGAUGCUUAAUUAUAAGAAGAUGGUUCAAGUAUGUCAAAGCAUAUCAGGACAACUACUUUCUUUCACGGAUAGCAAAAAUGCAUUGCGUUGUGCAUGUCUUCUUAUCACAUCUUCAUCAAAAAGGUUACCUCUAGUCGUCUGGUUUCAACCAUCGAUUGCUUACUCAACGUCAGUAUUCAAUACGAGCUUCACAGUCGAAGCAUAUACCACUAAACUGACAAGUACACCGAAUGGUCCAUCUGGCUAUCAUUUACUUCUUCCAGCAGCUCGAUUGACGAAAAAUUUCGAAUGCCAUGGCAUUGAAUGCAUUGCCUGGGAUAUUUGGUAUCGAAACUUUAACCGAUCUGAUCCAAAUAUGAAUGUCGAUGUUCAGACAAUCGACUAUUUCAUUAAUUAUGUAGUCUAUCAUAUGUCCAAUCUUCAUGUUGAUUCCUCUCGUGUGUUUCUAUCUGGUUGGAGUAAUGGAGCCUCGAUGGCAUUGCUAUAUGCACUCAACACACCCACAAUUGCUGCUGCAGCUGUAUAUUCAUCGACAAAUCCCUAUCGAAAUGCUAAUGAUCCAUGUCCACAAACACCGUAUCCAUCACAACGUACUUCUGUACUCGAUUUAGUCAAUGAAUGUGAUUAUACUGGUAUUUGUACAGGAGGCCAACAGUUCAUUGGUGAUUUGAACAAUCGCUUUGGAAAUCAUCUAACGGCAAAAUUUAUCACUAUUAACGGAUAUUCUGAUCCUAUGCCGACGUCUACGCCAAGAUGUAGGAAUUGUCUGAAAGCAGUAGGGUUGCUUCAUCACAUUCGAUGGCCAGUGAACCUUAAUAAUCAAAUAUUCUAUUCAUUUUUUCGAAACUAUACAUUGCACUGA